Messenger RNA from Tinamus guttatus (white-throated tinamou), 1315 nucleotides. Lineage: Eukaryota; Metazoa; Chordata; Aves; Tinamiformes; Tinamidae. The record is from RefSeq and is a predicted model, not a curated record.
GGGGUUGGGGAUAUGCUGACACAGUCUCGCUCGCAGGAUGUGCGACCGGAAUGGCGGGAGGCGGCUCCGGCAGUGGCUGAUCGAGCAGAUCGACAGCGAGCUCUACCCUGGGCUCAUCUGGGAGAAUGAGGAGAAAACCAUGUUCCGCAUCCCAUGGAAGCACGCCGGGAAGCAGGACUACAACCAGGAGGUGGAUGCGUCUAUUUUCAAGGCUUGGGCCGUCUUCAAGGGCAAGUUCAAGGAGGGCGACAAAGCGGAGCCGGCCACGUGGAAGACCCGGCUCCGCUGCGCCCUGAACAAGAGCCCCGACUUCGAGGAGGUGACGGAUCGCUCCCAGCUGGACAUCUCGGAGCCCUACAAGGUCUAUCGCAUCGUCCCCGAGGAGGAGCAGAAGUGCAAGAUCGGCAUUGCCAGCGGGAGCAGCUUGGCUGAGGUUACGGACAUGGACUGCAGCCCCUCUGCGAUCGAUGACCUGAUCAAAGAGCCCCCGUGCGUGGACGAGUACCUGGGUAUCAUCAAGAGAAGCCCCUCACCACCGCAGGAGACGUGCAGAAACCCCCCGAUACCGGACUGGUGGGUGCAGCAGCCCAGUCCCACUUUGCCCCUGAUGAAUGGAUACCCCAGCUACGAGCAGCACCACUCAGGCUACUCCCAGAUGGUGAUCACCUUCUAUUAUGGAGGGAGGCUGGCUGGCCACAUCACCACCUCUUACCCCGAGGGCUGCCGGAUCUCGCUGAGCCAACCCUCUGGUCACAGCGAGAAGCUCUACGCGCCCGACACCCUGGAGCACGUGAGGUUCCCGUCGGCCGACAUGAUCCAGAAUGACCGUCAGAAGCAGAUCACCAAGAAGCUCUUCGGGCACCUGGAACGGGGGGUCCUGCUGCACAGCAACAAGCAGGGCAUCUUCAUCAAGAGGCUGUGCCAAGGCAGGGUCUUCUGGAGCGGGAACACCAUGGUGUACAAGGACAGGCCCAACAAGCUGGACCGGGAUGAAGUGGUGAAGAUAUUUGACACCAACCAGUUCUUCCGAGAGCUGCAGCAGUGCCACAACCAAGGCCGCUUCCCAGACAGCAGAGUGAUGCUCUGCUUUGGCGAGGAGUUCCCGGACGCGGUGCCGCUGCGCUGCAAGCUCAUCCUUGUUCAGGUGGAGCAGCUCUGCGUGCGGCAGGUGGUGGAGGAGGCCACCAAGACGUGCGGCAGCAGCCCCAUGCUCCCGCUGGCCGAGGAGGCGCAGCCCGACCAGGUCUACAGGAUCUUCCAGGCCAUCUGCGGGCCGCGCCCGCUCUCCCGAGAGAACCUGCCGAUUGCGGUCUGA